Molecule: messenger RNA, 684 nt
Organism: Cyphellophora attinorum
Lineage: Eukaryota; Fungi; Ascomycota; Eurotiomycetes; Chaetothyriales; Cyphellophoraceae
Exons: 1
Coding region: 1-684 (227 amino acids)
Source: RefSeq, a predicted model, not a curated record
AUGGCGACGACACAUGAACCGAUGACUUUUCUCACACUACCUCUGGAAAUCCGCCUAGCCAUCUGGAAGCUCUGCAUCUGCCCCUAUUCAGAAGCAGAUUGCUGCGAGCAAGCCGUUCCCAACUCAUCGCGCCGCCUGUCCGAAAACCCAUGGUAUCCUUCUUCAGCCCUGACAACAUUCACGUACCCUCAUCCGCGCACACCGCUGCGCCUGAUAUGCCGCCAAGCCAACAACGAAAUCAAACGUCACACAAGCUUGCCGCCCUUAAUCGCUCGUGUCUGCGAUUUCAUGUGUCUUCGACGGGCGAUAAACCACAUCCUCAACAAUCGCACGUCUACUCCCAACCAGAUUGAUCCAGCUCACAUCGCGGCAUUCAAGGUCACGAGUGAGCGAAUGAGUCUCCAUCGACCGCUGUACUCGACUUCUGGCGAGGAGACGGGGUUCAGCAUUAGUAUGAAAAGCAGCGAGUCGGAGAAUCAAGCUCGAAUUCAGCGCCUCGCGAAUGGGAUUAUCAGGGAGCUGAAGCGGCAUUAUAGGGAGGUGAAAUUUGCUCAUUCGGAAUGGGAGGAUAUGGAGGCUAGGCCGUUCACGAUCGAGGUGAAGAUGUUGUUUGAGGUUGGGGAUCCGAUCAGGACGGUCGUCUGUGGUGAUCGAGGGAGCAUGAUUAUGCCACGACAUUCAUGA